Messenger RNA from Dracunculus medinensis (Guinea worm), 1017 nucleotides. Lineage: Eukaryota; Metazoa; Nematoda; Chromadorea; Rhabditida; Dracunculidae. The record is from the annotation of a GenBank genome assembly.
AUGCUAAAUCAUACAAUAUUGGAUUGGACUACAAUGUUUAAUAGGAGUUUGAAUAAAAUGAUCAAGGAAGCUCUGCAGCACUGCUCGUAUAAAUGUGAUAUUAUCACAUCACGAAGCGACAUUCUAAAAGCUGGUGCUGUAAUCUUCCAUAGCACUGAUGUUAAAUUGUAUGAUUUACCCGAAGAGAGACAACGAUUACAUAACCAAGUUUAUGUAUUCUUAAAUCGCGAAUCCCCACAUCAUGUAUCAAUUGCUAUUGCGAUGUUAACACCAAAAUUUUUCAAUUUAACAAUGACUUAUAGAGUGGAUAGCGAUUUUUAUUACGGAUAUGGUCGACUGCAACGGAUUACUAAAUUAUCCGAUCCUAAAAAAAUUUGGACUUGGGAAAAGGUUCAAAGAAUCAUAAAAAUGAAAACCAAGUCUGUUUUACAAUUCGUUUCUCAUUGUUCAACACCAUCUUUGCGAGAAGUCUAUGUUGAAGAACUUAAAAAUUAUAUUAACGUUACAGUUUUUGGAAGUUGUAAUUCGAAUCCUUGUCGAAACAAAUGUGAAGAAAAUGCCAUAGCUGAACAUCGUUUCUAUCUUGCAUUUGAGAAUAGCGUUUGCCGUGAUUAUGCUACCGAGAAACUUUUCGAUCGUAUGGCUCAAUUGCUUAUUCCUAUUGUAUUAAAGAAGUCAAUUUAUCGACAUUUUCUACCCGACGGAUCAUAUAUCGCUGCGGAUGAUUUUUCUUCUCCAAAGGCAUUAGCUGAUUAUUUAUCAAUUGUUGAGAAAAAUAUAACUGAAUAUAUGAAAAUUGGCAAUAAUUUUAGGUAUUUCGAAUGGACUCAGAAUUAUAUUACGUCUACGAUAGGCUCAUAUGGCUUACCAGCAAUCAAUUCGAUGUGCGAAUUAUGUAAACUUUUGCAUAAAGGUAUGCGACAAUCGCGAGCCGUUGAUUUCGGUGAUUGGUGGUACGCACAAGGAAUGUGCCAGCAGGAUUAUGCACAUUUAUUAAUAAAUGGAUUUCAUGAAUAA